Messenger RNA from Stomoxys calcitrans (stable fly), 1176 nucleotides. RefSeq names its product zinc finger protein-like 1 homolog. The coding region runs from base 179 to 1120 and encodes 313 amino acids. Gene Ontology annotation, cellular component: Golgi apparatus. Lineage: Eukaryota; Metazoa; Arthropoda; Insecta; Diptera; Muscidae. The record is from RefSeq and is a predicted model, not a curated record. The transcript has 5 exons.
AAUGACAAACUUCUUUAAGAAAGACAAUUUUUCUUCCUUUAUUAAUUAAAAAUUAAAACGAAAACAACAUUUACAGCAAAAAUAUAUUCAAUAACAACUCACUCGCUAGUAAUACUAUCAAUGUGUUAAUAAGUAUUGAACAACUAAGGUAUAGAGAAACGAAAAAAGUGUAUUUAAAAUGGGUUUGUGCAAGUGUCCAAAAAGACAAGUUACGAAUCAGUUUUGUUUUGAACAUCGAGUAAAUGUUUGCGAACAUUGUAUGGUUCAGAGUCAUCCAAAGUGCAUAGUCCAGUCAUAUCUGCAGUGGCUCAGAGAUAGUGAUUAUGUGUCCAAUUGUACUCUAUGCUCCACGGGUUUGGAGGAAGGUGAAUGCGUGCGAUUGGUGUGUUAUCAUGUAUUUCAUUGGGACUGUUUAAAUGCCCGUCAGGGUGCAUUACCGGCAAACACAGCGCCUCGGGGACAUCAAUGCCCUGUAUGUGAUACUGAGAUUUUUCCGACUUCAAAUCUAGUUUCUCCCAUUGCAGAAGCCCUUAAGCAGAAAUUAUCUCAAGCAAAUUGGGGUCGCAAUGGCCUAGGUUUGGCUUUGUUAAGCGAUGAAUCUGCAUCAAAUCCUAAAAUCCUUUCCAAUGUCUCAUCCUCCAUACCACCCGGCAUGACAAAAGUCCAUCACAGUAAUCAAAAUAGCAGUAACAGUUCGGUAGAACGUUCCAAAGCUAAUAAUGGUGGAGUUUUUGCCAACACCACAAUGAAAAAUGAUAGUCCACAUUCCGUUUUGCUUAUGGAUGCAUUUAACCCGCCUUCAGGCAAUGAUAUACAUGCCAGCAGUCGUCGCCCUUUGCUGCCUAGGCAAUCGCCCAUAGGAGGCUCGGAUCGGGAUGAAAAUAAAUAUGCCAGACGCACGCCAGCGGAAAUCUUCUCCCGUUGGUCCAGAAGAUUCUAUGCACCCUCGUCUCGACCUCCUUGGAGACGCACAUGGUUCUUAGUACUAAGUGGUGUCUUAGCUUUUGUGGUACUCAUCUAUUUAAUGGCAGUCUUUGGUCGUGGAGGUUCACAAGACUCAAUGGAUAGUGGUUGGGAAAAUCCCAAUCCACAACCACAGAAAAUUCUUCAUUAUGAGUAAAUGCCAUUUUGUCAUUUACAUUGAGAAAAAAUUAUACAAUAUCCUUAUUUUUUAAA